AAUGUCUUGUUCUCCACUUCAUAUGGUGACAUCAUCUAAAUGAAUGACAUCAUUUUGUCUCUCUCUCUCUCUCAUUCUUUUUCCUCAGCCUGUAUAUAAUACCAUGAUGAUCAGCCAGCCUGCCAAUGCCAGUGUUGUGCAGAUACCCAGCAGUCUGGCACCAAAAAUCAAUGAGGGCAAUGCAAUAAACAGGUUUCCGGCCGGACAGCAGUUGGUCACUAAGAUUGUGACGGCUCCGAUGGCGUGUGGUGCUGUCAUGGUACCCACAACAAUGUUUAUGGGUCAGGUGGUGACCGCUUACAGCCCGUUUCCACAGCAACAAGGUCAGACACAGACCAUAGCACUGCAGACUCAGUCAACAGCGCCUGCAGAACAACAGGCUCAAGCUGCCACAUUACAUACGAGUCAACAGCAGGGGGCGAUGCAGCAGCAACCAUUUUUACAGAGCACACACCUUCUCCAUGGCAACCAGUCCACACAACUGAUCCUGCAGGCUUUCCCUAUUCAGCAGCAAGGUACAUUUCCUCCAUCACAACAGCAGCAGCAACUGAAACCACAGACUCAAAAACAGCAGAAAACAACCCCCUCUCUUCAGACGGACAGCACUAGUGCCCAAUCUCAGUAACAGGGAUGAACACAACGGCCAAUUAGAUGGAGGAGCCAUCUCACAUAUUCGCUUCUAGGAUUUUAUUUGUGCUGUAUACAAUUUGAAAGCGCUAUGCUAAAACAGCUCUUCCUGGCAGCAUCUUAGAAGCUUUUAUGACAAGGAACUCCCUCAACAUGGCAGCUGCAUGGAACACAACACCACCAGAUGGACGCUGUGGCAACCGUGCGUCGCCUUUCACCGAACCAACAGGUGGUUGCCAAACUCAUUAUUUAUUUCAACAACAGAGAGCAUAGGAUUGCUAGCUUUUGCAUGGUCUUUGCCAAACAGAAAACCCUGUUCUCAGUCUUUCACUGUAAACAGUCCAAAGAACCGUGUUUUUCUGUACAGUCUCGUGUACUAUACCGUGUAAAAACACAACCGUAAAGGAACAAAGCGAGAUACUGAAUAUUUUAUAUGCUGCAUGAAAAGUGUAAACUUUCAUUUGUAAUUCCAGUUUUAUGAUUUACAUUGAGUAUUAUUUUAAUUUGAACGUUUUUAUAUUGUGCGUAUAGUGAUGCUUUCUAUGUUUAACCCUUACCUGACAAUGGUCUCGUCACGUAUUGUUAGUGUGCGUCAUAGUUUGUUCUGGAGGUUUUUCUGAGGCACUAGUUUUUUGGGAAACUAUUAUACCCCUAGUCUCUGACGUACAAAAAAAAACGCCCACUUUAAGUUUAUUUCUAAUUAUCGCAGACAUUUGAUACAGAAGAAUCAAAUUGAAUAGUUUUUAAGUAGCAAAUUUAAGCUACUUUGUUUAAAAACUAUCUACUUCCAAUUUUUGUUGAAUGUUAAUUUGCUUUUUAGUCAUAGUAGUCCACUAAAAAGUUUUUGUGCACCUUUCCCCUUACUUUUAGCACUUAUUGUGUUCAUACACACUAAAAUAGUCCUUCCUUCUCAUAAUGGUCUUUUAAGUUAGUUUGUGUGUGUGUGUGCAUGGACGGUACGUGUAUUUCUCAGACGAGAAUGACACGCCUUGAAUAAGCUUUCAAAUCCUCAUUCAUAAAUGCUUUGUUCUCCCUCAUAGUUUUGGGAGCUAUGCAAGAAGCCACAUCCAGGGCGCAGCAUUUCUAUACGUGUGACUGAGGACGGUCUGGAGUACUGUGGAUCUUUUAAAUCCCAUUUUCAGGAAAAUAAUGAUUAUAUCGUCCUCUUCCUAGUUUGACUUCCAAAGUUGUAAUUCAAACCGAAGCAGGGUUAUUGUGCAGAUGUAGAGUCUUAAAGUUAAGAGUGAUCUUCCUUUUAAGUGUGUGUGUGUGUGUGUGUGUGUGUGUGUGAGAGAGAGAGAGAGAGAAUUUAAAGUGCAAGCUAUUAUAUCAAUAACAGUUUGUGACUCUUCCAGUAUCGCUGUGUAGGUUGUUACUGUGUGUAUUAACCCCAGCGAUGACCAAUCAGUUCUUGCGUUGCAGUAUCUAAGCAUUCUAGAUGUUUCCCCAUUGGCUUGUUGGCUAUAUACCUCAGAAAUGGUUUUAUAUAUGAAGUAUUCAAAGCAAUUUUAUUUUCAUAUGGCAAAAGACUUCCUUGUUAAACAGUAUUGCUGUGUAUAGACCGGUAAGACUGUUAAAAGACGAGUUAGAGCUAAAAGGUAUAUGGAAACUGAAAAAGAUUUUGAUAUUGUUGACUUUUGGAAUUCCAAAAGUUGAGAUUCCCAUAAAGUAGAUGCCCACCUUUCCCUAUUCAUAGUGUUGCGUUGUGCGUUUCAUAAGAUUUUACUGUGCACUGAAACCCUCAAUUGUGUUGUUGUUACUGAACCAAUGUUUUUCAUAGUGUGUGCAAUCAAAAUUUACUUUAAAAUUUCCUCCCAAAAAAAGCUGCUGACAGGUUGAAGAGAGAACUGAACUGAUUAGGACCCUCAACAUUUUAACAUUCUGUAUCCCAAUUUAAAUUUUUUUUUUUUUUGCUGUAUGCAACCAAAAGAUUGUGCACUUUCAGAAUAUGAUGGUUAUUUGGUUGUAGCCCCAGAAAUUUGAUUAGUGUUUGGCCUGAUGAAAAUCAGUGAGUUGAGUGAAUAAUGAUAAAAUAAUGAAUCAUCAAAGAAGUAAAAUAAACAAGUCUUAAGGUGUUUAACCAUAAAAUGUGUUCAUUUUGUUCAUAUUGAAUUGCUGUGCACUUCAGUACAAAACCUUGUUACCGCAAAGAACUGCUUGCAAAUCAUAUUACCUUCAGUGUUAAUUUGUAGCAACUAUCCUCUGUCAGUUUACCAAAAACCAAUCAUUUUCUCUCUACAAU
Molecule: messenger RNA, 2869 nt
Organism: Sinocyclocheilus rhinocerous
Lineage: Eukaryota; Metazoa; Chordata; Actinopteri; Cypriniformes; Cyprinidae
Product: circadian locomoter output cycles protein kaput-like
Exons: 3
Coding region: 44-625 (193 amino acids)
Source: RefSeq, a predicted model, not a curated record